Molecule: messenger RNA, 2085 nt
Organism: Penicillium nucicola
Lineage: Eukaryota; Fungi; Ascomycota; Eurotiomycetes; Eurotiales; Aspergillaceae
Product: fungal specific transcription factor domain-containing protein
Exons: 7
Coding region: 1-2085 (694 amino acids)
Biological process (GO): positive regulation of transcription from RNA polymerase II promoter by galactose; DNA-templated transcription
Cellular component (GO): nucleus
Molecular function (GO): RNA polymerase II cis-regulatory region sequence-specific DNA binding; zinc ion binding; DNA-binding transcription factor activity, RNA polymerase II-specific
Source: RefSeq, a predicted model, not a curated record
AUGUCGCAAGCGCAAAAUCAAGUGCAAUGGCUCAAAUCCGUGAGUACACCGGUGGAUAGCUUCAUUGCUUCGUACUUACCCCCCAACGAGGUGCAAAACUUGUCAGUUACGGAACACAGAAUAGACUAUAUUCGGCAUCGUCGCAAGAAAAAUGAACAUGGAGAAUCUAGUCCAAGAAACUCGCCUCGUUCAGAUCCGAUCUCGGCUCAAUCCUCACAGCAAACAUCAACUGUUAUGCAGGGGUUUCCGAAGAGUGUCUCGGCAACCCAACAGGCUUCUCCGUCAUGCUCAAUGCAAUUAUACUAUGGGCCGACCUCUCACUUCUCUCUAAUGCAACACGUCUAUAGAGAUCUGAUGUCACAUCCGACUGCCCAGCCUGAAUCGUCUGAAGGUGUUGUCGAAGCCUCAGCUGGCUUGGACCUGUUCUCUUUUCGUCGGAUAUUCUUCGGAACACCCGAUUCACAUGAAAACAACAGGCCCAAUGGGCUAGGGGAUGUCCCUGUGAUGUUCCUUCCGUAUGACCUGGCCAAGUUGUUCAUGUCAAGAUAUCUAUCUUCUCUCUAUCAUAUGCUGCCACAUCGUCCUACAAUAUGGUAUGAGCAGUGUCUUGAUCAGUUAUAUCAUUCUUCCCCCACAAACACUUUAGACACCCUCACCCAGUCAAUCAUCUUGCUCGCCUUGGCGUGUAUGUCCCUUGGCACAGACCACUACUCCUGGGGUGACAUAUUGUUUGAGCGUGUCAAGGCUUCAAUGACAGCAUUUGAUGAUGUCGUGAAUCUCCAAACCAUUCAGUCACCCCUCUUUUGCGUUUCUACACGGCUGCUGACAUACCAACGUUCAUACGGCAACUACCAGAAUGAACAAGGUCGCCCUAAUGCGGCAUUCUUACACCUUGGCACAGCUACUAGGAAGGCUCUAGCAGCUGGCAUGCAUAAGGAUGUUCCCGACAACAUUGAUCAAUCGCCGGCAAACCUUGAAGAACGGAGAGUCACAUUCUGGUCUCUUUACGCUUACGAAACUUGGUUUUGCUUUCAUGCCGGCCGUCCUUCAUCUCUAUCACUGAAGGACGUUGCUAUUGACGUGGCACAUAAUCCUUUCAUUCGAUUAUUGGCAGGGCUUUGCAAAACCAUUACUCGGUCCUCUGAUGAGAUCUAUGGCCAAAGACAUGAAUCUUUGUUACAUAUGUGGAAGGUCGCACGCAGCAUCGCAGAUGACCUCCGUGGCCACGAAGCACACAUGAAACAAGCUUUAGGAAUCGGUCUUGAUUCUGGCAUACAAACUGGAUCCCUUGGGGUCCAGCAAACUAUAUUCACCACCCUAUACUAUCACACUAUGCUUCUUACCUUCCGCCCAUUUUUGAUAUUCCGUGGCCACUGGCAGCGUGAUUUAAAAAUGUCGCUCAACAGAUCCAAGGACAAUACUGGAAACCGCCCCACAGAAACGCCAUCUUGGCUCAACGAGGCUUGUAACCAUGCUACCACUGCUGCCCAAAAAACCCUUUAUCAUUUGUGUCAGGCUUCUAGACUCAAUGAUUUGGUUCUGCAACUUCGCUACCACGGCUAUUUUAUGGGAAGCUCUACUUUCACUCUCAUUUACGAGUUGAUUCAUAACCCGAACGUCGCAUCCUGUUAUCUACCAUGGAUUUACGCUGCCAUGCAAAACCUCUCCACAAUGCGCGCAGGUGACCCUAUCACAAGUACAAUUUCAGCCUUGCAAACUGUGCUUUGCAAAAUCAACCCGUCAUACGGAUGGUCUUCAUAUCCGGCUAUCAUGGGAGAACCAAUCGGGCAGCCAGAAAUGACAACAACCACACCACAUGGACUUUCUCAUCAACGCACGGAUCGUUCAAUUGUGAAUGAUGCUGCUAUCUCUCAGGGAUUAUCCUUUGGGUACCGCCCGGAUAUGCCGGUAUCACCUUGGAAUCUCCCACAGCUUGAAAUUCCAGAAACGGGAGCAUCUGGCGGUUCUGGAGAGGAAUUGCUUGAUUUUACGCAGGCUGACAUGGGCUGGGACUUUGACUUUUCUACCAUGGAUCUUGAAGCAUUCUUUUCUGUCUAUCAGUCCAAUGACGCACUGACCUAUUAG